This is a messenger RNA of Colletotrichum acutatum, 2787 nucleotides long. RefSeq lists its product as uncharacterized. Lineage: Eukaryota; Fungi; Ascomycota; Sordariomycetes; Glomerellales; Glomerellaceae. The coding region runs from base 1 to 2787 and encodes 928 amino acids. The transcript has a single exon. The record is from RefSeq and is a predicted model, not a curated record.
AUGGCCGACCCCUUGAGCAUUGCCGCAAGUAUUGCGGGACUCCUCUCACUCGCGGACAUUGUCUUUCUGCGCUUGUCCAAGUAUAUCAGGUCGGCCAAGAAUGCCGAAAAAGAGAUCAGCGAUCUCCGCGAAGAAGUCAAUCUGGUUGGGGGAACUAUCAACAUGUUGUCGCGAUUGGCAACCGCCCUAGAAGCGGAGGACGAAUCUCCCAUUGAGAGUUUCCGGAUGCACCACAUUGACGGUUGUGCAGCAAUCCUAUCCGAAAUUGUUAACAAGACGAAGAAGUACGAGGAUAAAUCAGGAGGAAAACUCAAACGACUCAUAUGGCCGUACACGUCUUCGAAAACGAAGGAGAUGCUUGCAGAUCUCUCUCGACAUAAGGAAAACAUGAACCUUGCAUUAUCAGCCACUUCAUUGGAGACGUUACUGCGUUAUCUCGCAAAGGAGGAAGAGAGAGACCGAACGACAGCUCAAAUACGAGCCGAUGUUCAGAAAAUCAAAAAGAUUGCGGUACGGAUUCAAGAGGAUAUCGAGCGACGACGAAUCCUGCAAUUCUUCCUGGAAUACAAUCCGCAGUCAAACUACGAUAUGAGCGUAAAGCUACGGCACCCAAGAACUGGCUUGUGGCUUGAACGUCAUUCGUCCUUUCAGCAAUGGCUUAGAAAUCAAGGGUCCCGACUUUGGCUGAGCGGCAUUCCCGGCGCAGGGAAAACGGUGCUCGCAGGCUUAAUCAUUGGCCAUGCCCUCGCGAGAAGCUCGGAUACCGUUGCUGUAGGCUUUUUCUUCUGCGAUUACAAGAAUGAGGCGACGCAAAGCCCUGUCAGCAUUCUUGGGGGCUUGGCAAACCAAUUAGCGAGACAGAGUGAGGAAGCGUGUUCGAUGCUCGAAGAGUAUUACUCUGAACUCCACCCUGAGAGAGGACUGCCUCGACCUGCCAACUCCGAAGACCUAGAGCGGAUUAUCAUCAGAAUGUCUCAAGUCUUUGAACAUACGUACCUGGUGGUUGACGGCCUCGAUGAAUGCGGAGACCACGCAGAGGAGAUCGUGGAGGCACUUUGCAGCAUUGCAGAAAACUCGGACAUAUCGAUGGCGCAUUCACAACAGGAAGCUGGUAUUCGAGGAUCUCUCUCUCAAAGCAGAGGUUCUGGAAAGCCUCGUGGCCGGGGCACACGGAAUGUAAGCAUGAUCUACCUCAAUAUGGAUAAGGCGAAUAUUUGGCUCACUUGGAUCUUAUCUAGGUUCCGCUGGGUUGCUUGUCAACUGGAUCACCUCGGAUACUGCAUGUCAGACGAGCAAUGUCGAGAGGCCCUGCGUAGUCUUCCACCUGACCUCCCAGAAACUUAUAUGCGCAUCUUGAGAAGAGUUCCCGAAGCAAAACGAGAAUUCGUUCAGAUGACACUGCAUUUCAUCGCUUAUCCUGAGCCAGCCCUUGACACUGCGCAGUUAAGAGAGAUUCUUUCAAUACCAUCAACUAGCCGGCAUCUAAGCCCAUCUGGCAUCAUAAGGGAAGACGCAAUUGCCAGGUAUUGCAGCAGUCUGAUUCGGAAGUCAAAUGACGGAAACUUCUUCGAAUUCGCUCAUUUUUCGGUCCAGGAAUUUUUGACCAGUAACAUCUUACAGUCAUCCGAUUUAGGGAUGUUUUACAUUACCGAAUCCCAUUGCAACAAACUCCUAGCAGUGCGAUGCUUGGAAUAUCUUCAGCUCGACAAUUUCAAUCACCUGCCAACCGCAACAAGUGAGGAACUCGCCUACAUGGAACAAAGAGACGAUGAAUAUCGUCUCUACGACUAUGUUGCGACAUAUUGGUUAUGUUCCGCUAGAGAAGAAUGGACACAUCCCGAGUUACUAGCCGAGGCGAAACGGCUCUUCGAUCCGCAGAAAACCACACAUUUCACGUCGUGGGUAGUGACUUUAGUCUUCAAGAUCUGGUCUCAAGCUCUUUUUGAAUCCAGUCAGGAAAACUUUAAUGUGAUUGCAGUUGAUUUGAUAGCGGAAAUCAUUCACGACAGCUUCCGACCACUGCACUUCGCGGCGACUAUGUCACUAUCAGAAAUCAGUUCAUUACUACUACAGACUCCGGAUCAUCACGAAACCGAAUGCAUGCUUGGAACUCCACUUGAGUGUGCUGUAAAGUGUCUUUACGGGGCUAUCGAGCACUUCCAGAUCGACGACUACACAGGUGUCAGCUUGCCGGCGUGGCUUCAACGCUUCACGGAAACGGACGAUUUUGAAAUGUAUCAUACUAUCGAGACCGUAAAACUGUUUCUGAGCAUGGAUCUCCAACCACCAGAGGAUCUUUUAGGUGCUUCCCUGCGUGUCGGAAUCAACAUACGCAACAUGUCGGUCGCUCAGCUACUCGUUGACGAAGGUCUUGUUCCCACUCAAAGCGACUUAGACUAUUUCAAAACAGCCAUGAAUACGAUAAUGGAUGACGACGGAGAUUUCUGGCCCGAGAAAGGUCUACCAUCACUAUACAAGUUCUGCGAAGCGCUUAGCUCUCGAAUUGAUACUUCGCCCUUGCAUUUUGAGUUUUGUCAGUCGGUGUGGGAUUAUUGCCUGCGAAUUGCCCCAAGCCUCAUUGAUCUCAAAGGUUACAACAUCAGUUCGAAAGUUACUCAUGAUGUACGUAGCCUGAAGACGUUGGCAUUUGAUGCGGUUCGCUGGAGCUUCGACAUCGCUGUGUUGCAAGGAGUAGUUGAUGAUCCACGAGUGGACGUUUCAUCCAUUCUAAGCCCUGGUCAGGAAGAUGGGCUAUUGCAUGCACUGGUCCGAGAAGGGUUUGGUUAA